UAAACUAAUCGACUUAACUCAAAGAUCGACUAAACUGUAAGUGAAGAAACAUGUUUUCUCGCUACGUAAUAAUUUUUGGAAUGGCCAUUUUCGCAUCGGCCUUGGUCACAACGAGAGCGCAAGAUUUGGCUGCAAACGAAAGCGAGGACAGAUCUUUCGCUUCAAAAGCCUUGGAAAAGCUAGCGAAAAAGGCACUACUGCAAGCUUUUGGAGGCCCACUGGGCGGAGCUGCCGCGGGCUGCAUCGAGCAGGCGAUCGAGCAAUGCAAGCACGAAUUGAAGCACCUGAAAAAAAUGCUCAAGUGCGCUGGCAACUACUUCAAGGAAGAUAAAGGCGAGUGUUUGAUACCCUGAAUUGUUAUAAUGAAAACUUUAUGAAGAAAAAAAUUCUUCAAUAAAACUAAUGUAUUUUUUAACUCAUUAUUAAAA
This is a messenger RNA of Trichogramma pretiosum, 428 nucleotides long. RefSeq lists its product as uncharacterized. NCBI's taxonomy places the organism in Eukaryota, Metazoa, Arthropoda, Insecta, Hymenoptera, Trichogrammatidae. The record is from RefSeq and is a predicted model, not a curated record. The transcript is spliced from 3 exons. Bases 51 to 353 code for a protein of 100 amino acids.